AAAAACCAAAUCGGAGGAGGCCAAUAAAGUGAGUGGUGGGAGGUUAUUGCAGCUACGCCUGCUGACCUCACCCCCGUGGACCAACCUGUGGGAUUCCCCCCUGGCACACACAUCCAUUCACCGGCUGCCAUUAAAGCUCUAAAUUGCAGCACCAAGGUAGCCCAUAGACCCUGGUUUGUCCCCCCCCCCUGCCAGCAAUAUUAUUAAUACAACUCCUGGGGUGCCGGAGAGGUUGAGAGGGGUUGAUGGAAGGUUAAGAGCGAGGCGGUGAGUGGACCCGGGAAUGGGCAGGGACCUAGAAGUCCUUUUGUAGUUCAGCGUGAAGUCACUGUUUUUUUUCUUUUUCUUUCUUCAAAUGUCAAGAUAAAAGGGCUGAAAUCCUCAAAACACUCCGACUAAAACGCAUCGACUGGCAAUAAAAAUGCAUCUUCCUGCUUUGCAAUUUUCUUUCAAUUCUGGCCAAUACCUUUUUUUCCACCCGCUUCUUAAAGCAAAAAAGUUCCUGACGUGACAUGACUGUGAAGCAGACAGGGAGCGCGUCCUGCACUGGCAUGUGGCUUGGUUUUUCUACCAGGAGACUCAAAGCCCCGACUUCUCCACAUUUUGUCACAGGCUCGACUGAAUUUCAGACACCCCUGUUUAAAGAAACGACUAAACAUGGGGGAGGACGGGGUCUCCGCCACUAAAUGCCUCCUUAAACUUUUCUCAGGACUUUGAGAGGUCAUUAAUUUUGUCAGCCUUUUCUUAGUCUCUGACACUGGCCAUCAAUCAGAGGUGUUAUUAGUAUUCGCUCGACCCCAACUCCGAGCAUGUCCCCGCUCAGACGGGGACCACACACUAGUAGGAAGAGAUUAAGGCUGUGUGUGUCACAUCACGUUGCACCGAGCCCCCCCCCCAACCCUCGGGGAUGGCCGCUGCUGAAUAAGUAAGUUCUCUGGGACAGAGGGCAAUGGUGGUAAUGUUUAACGAUACCUCAACAAUAUGGAUCUGUGUACUUAACAACUUGUGGUUAUGGUUGUGGGGGGAAAAGCGAAGCAGAUUUCUAAUGAUUUUCUCCAAAUUAAACUCCCCCCCCCGAGGUCCAAACAUAAUGAGGUUUUGAAAAUGCAAUCCAUGGUGUGACCUUUGUGAUCGAUGCUAAAAUAAACACCGCUCUAUUACAGGAAUUGGACGAAUCAAUCAACAAACCACCCCUAGUUUGAGAGAAGAACGGUUUAACCUCGUCAGUUGUGCUUCUCAGUACAUUUUUUCCUCUUCCAAGUGACCCCGCCGCAGCCCAUCCCCUCUCGCCCUCUCAGUCUUUAUGCAACAAUAGAAAUUUGUUUCCGGGAUCCGUGCGUCAGGCUCUGUGAUGUGAAUGACCCACCAGCACAAAAGCUCAAGCCCUUUGACUAAAACGGGGGGGGGGAGAAAGGUGGAUAUGGCUGCCACGACUGUGAUGACGUCACUUUGCUAAAAUUGUGCCGCUCACAAAGAGAGAGAAGCAGAAUCAGUUUGGAAACGAGCUCCGUGCUCCGCCACCUAAUCCAUCAGUUGUUGUGAUGUUGCUGCCGCUGACCCCCAUUUCCUCCUACACUUUAUUUUAAUGAACUAAAAGUUUUGAACUGACAAAUAUAUUUAUAUAUUUAUGUGUGCUGUGCCUGUUAAAAUUCGUACAACUGAAUAUUCAAUGUCUCUCCACUUACCCCGCAUAACUUCUUGUUUUUUUUAUUCCUAGGAAAUGUCAGAAAGUUUUUAAUUGCCAGCCGUACAAAAAGCAAGCUAUACAUGUUAUUUUUUUGCAACCAUCUGUUGUCGUAUGACCGGAUUUCUUUUCACUCACAGACUUGUGUUGGGGCCACGGCUAAUUAGAUCAGUGCUAUCAGUUUCACUGUUCCCUUUUCUCCCCAGGAAUUAACAUGAGAAAUGUUUGUUUUGCUUUUUUUGGCCUCGCUCCCUUUGCUGCUUUUUUUCUUUCUUCGUCUCUUAAAUGAGUCACUGCCGCACCUCAACGUGCACGUUCGUAAGAGGAGCGAUCUUUGUUCAAUUGCUCAUCUGCAGCAUCUUUUAAGAGAUCUUCACGUGAGCAUAGCAAACGGAAGUUCCGUGUGAUCAGUGGGUGGGACAGACAGAAAACAGCUGCAGUCCUCGGAAAACAAAUAUAACAUAUGUGCAGAGUGCAAGAAUAAGUUACAGAUUUUUGUUGUUUAGUCAACCUAUGUGCAUUCACUCAAACAUCACUUGAAAUGCAAUUGAAAUUCCUCCUAAUCUGGGCCAAGUGUUGGCAACAUAACAAUCUGGCUCUAUAGGACACAACCUUUAUUGUAUUCAGUGCCGGCCAAGAAACUUCCUGUAAAUACAUUAUUGUUUACCACAGAAGUUUCAUACCCAGGAUUUCGUAAGGUCAACAUUUCUUCUGGCACACUGAGCCUGAACUGCACUUUAUUCCCCUUUAAUUUAACAGCUCCGGCAGCUUUUCUAGUUAAAUCGACUGUUCAUUAUUGAGACCCAUUUUACGAAGGGGCUGUGAGGUGCAAUUUAAUGAAUCUCUGGCACAAAGCUCCCUUUCACUGCCGGGCAAAGAAUAGAGGCUAUUUAGACCCUGUAGGGCUUUAUGUCAAAGGCAGCCCAUAAUAGUUGUCAGGCCAGGGCAGAAAUUCCCACUGGCCUGGGAAUGCACUAGAAAUCAACUUUUGCCAUGAGCAGAUUAAGACACAAGCGAGCAGUUGGGAAGAUUCUUCCAGAUAGUGGCAUCUGUUUGGGCAUGAGGAUUUUCCCACAGACAAGAAGAAGCCUUUUCCCUUUACUGUAUAGCCUCGGAUUUCUUUUUUAUGGCUGCGUUUGUUUCAGUGCCUCAAUGAAAAGUAAUUAGAUUACAAGUUAACUUCUAUUUGGUAAUCCAGGCAGGAAGCACAUGGUGAUUGAAUAGCAGGUUAAACGAGUUAGAAAAGCAGGGAGAACCACUCGAAUAAUGCUGAUUGGUCGAGGAUUUUAGGGAUUAUAACAAGUUUUUUUUACUUCUCCUGAUAAUCAGAUGUAUUUUUUUUUUGGAACAGUUCUGCCCAGCAAAAAUGCCCAGUCCAAGACUUUUAAGAGCUUUCCUGCGCACAGCUACAGUAAUAUCCUCCGGUUUCAUGUGAGCGUUUUGGGUUCAGAGCACACACAAACAGUUAAACUAGAGGGGGAGAGUUGUGACAGAGGUUAUUGUCUUCAACUCAGCAGGGAAUUUCAGACAAAUCCCUCUUAGAUGCAGGUGGUCGGGCACAAGCAAAGAGUUAAGUCCCGCGGUCCCUUUGCCCCUCCUCUUUGAUGUUCUGACAUCAUUAGCCCGGCCCCCUGUAAGAUCUCCUCACUUUCCUCAGUGGCCGUCACUUCUACUCUGGGAUGUUUACAGGAACUCCAUGAGCAGCAUCAGGACCAAGUGUUUGUCCGGGGGAAAAAUAGACAUGCUUUGAAGCAACUUUUGGAUCGGGGAUCACAGCGGAUGCCACAGGUGUAGCCGCUGGCGCUCAACAGAGUAAUGGCUGUUCAGACUGCAAUCAUGAACCCUCAGUUCAUGAAUUUCUGCUUCCCUGGCUCUGUGAUGGAGUACGAUGUGGAGAAAAGUCUGGACGGGAGUCUCCUGGGGGAGGCAGAAAAUGACGAAGACUACAAAGAGACCACCAGGGACCUGCUGAGCUUCAUAGACACGGCCUCCAGCAAUAUCAAGCUGGCCCUGGACAAGCCGGUGAAAUCCAAACGGAAAGUCAACCACCGGAAGUAUCUGCAGAAGCAGAUCAAGAGGUGCACCGGCAUCAUAACACCAGGAAACGGCGCCGAGGCCCCAGUCAAAAGACAGGGGUCCCCCAUGGCCCAGCCCAGCCCUUUGCAGAACAAGACUCUUCCUAAGCGCGAUGGGCUCCAGGCCAACUUGCAGAGCAAGAGCUUGGCAGCCCUCUUCAGCCCCGUGAAGGAAGUCAGGGGUGAAAAAGCCAAGAAGCCACCGCUGAGGCACCGCAACCUGCCCCCCUCUUUCUUUACCGAGCCGGCCAACUGCUCCAAAGUCAGCUCCACCUCUGGGAUGUCGCUGAAGGACUUGGAACGGGGAAAUCCCGAGGCCGCGGAGUUCUUCGAGCUCCUGGGGCCUGACUACAGCAACAUGGUCAGUGACCAGGACCUUUAUCAGAGCGUGCCCCUCCGUGUGCAGCCGGAGCUGGGCGGCCUGGAUCCCGCUUCCUACGACACUCACCAUUUAGUCGGUGGCCUCCUCUACUCCGAGCCCUGGACUAGCUGCUCUGGACCCUCUAAGAAACCGGGGGACAGCCUGCGGACGGGCCCGGCCCAGCCUCCCGUCUACUGUCAGUCCGAGGCUGCUGCCGGGCCCGUGGAGGACAACGCACUGUGCACUUUGGCUUUCCCGAACUUCUUCACGGACUGCUCCCUACCUCAGGUCACUUAUGAUUUAGGCGGUGGUUAUAACAGAGCUAAUUAUUCAUCUCUAUGAGAAACAAAUUUGUAAAUUAGAAGAGCUGCUGAAAAGCAAAUCAAAAGUCUGUGACAAGUUUAACAGUAGUCUAAGAGAGUAUGAUAUCACCGUAUCCUAUUUGUUUGUCUGUUGUGGAAAUAAUAUUGCGACUAUUUUUUAGUCAUCCUUGUUCUACAGAGGCUUUGUGUCAUGGGACUUUCCCUGAGAAAACACGAUCUUUCUUUCAUUAAAAAAAAUGUCAAAGCCUCCUCAAAAUGACUUGAUACCCUGUACUUUCAGAACAUGCCAGGUUCAUUUUCUACACGGUUCUGUGUAAUGUCUCACAUGUGGAUGUGGUUUUUUGUGUAACUCAAUUUCAAAAUGACAUUCUGAAUGAAAACACAUCUGAUGCUGGGUAUGUUUCACUUUUGUCCCCUGUGUGUGUGUGUGUGUGUGUGUGUGUGUGUGUGUGUGUGUGUGUGUGUGUGUGUGUGUGUGUGUGUGUGUGUGUGUGUGUGUGUGUGUGUGUGUGUGUGUGUGUGUGUGUGUGUGUGUGUGUGUGUGUGUGUGUGUGUGUGUGUGUGUGUGUGUGUGUGUGUGUGUGUGUGUGUAUCACAGUUUUGUAUUUAACAAAAAAGAAAUCAUUCAAGAACUGCAGAAGUAGUUGUUGGUUUAUUGUUAGGAAAUGAUAUGAUAGAACUGUUUUGAAAAAACAAACAUGCUACAACAAUCUCUCAGCGAGGCACUUUCUCAGUCCUAUUAGUAACAAUUCUGUGCAGAGACAUGGGGGGAUGACAGUGUUUGAUGCUAUAUUUGUGUUACAGUAUUUACAGCCCAGAAAGGAUUUUCAGCCGGCAGAUUUACUGCUUGUAUCCGUUUUUUUUGGGUGGGGAAGCAUUUAAUCUAUCUCGUUAUUGAAAGAAGAAAAAAUAAAGCUGGUCUUUAUUACCGUGA
Molecule: messenger RNA, 5377 nt
Organism: Scophthalmus maximus (turbot)
Lineage: Eukaryota; Metazoa; Chordata; Actinopteri; Pleuronectiformes; Scophthalmidae
Product: protein FAM181B
Exons: 1
Coding region: 3500-4462 (320 amino acids)
Source: RefSeq, a predicted model, not a curated record